Molecule: messenger RNA, 1266 nt
Organism: Durio zibethinus
Lineage: Eukaryota; Viridiplantae; Streptophyta; Magnoliopsida; Malvales; Malvaceae
Product: F-box/FBD/LRR-repeat protein At1g13570-like
Source: RefSeq, a predicted model, not a curated record
AUGGAUGAUGCUUUGAGUCCAGAUUUAAUAAGUGAUUUACCUCAAAACAUUAUAGAAAGUAUCCUCACGCGUUUACUAAUAAGGGAUGCUGUGAGGACUAGCAUUUUAUCAAGUAAAUGGAGGUAUAAAUGGGCAACGCUCACUCAACUUGUAUUUGAUGAGAAAUGUGUGAUUUCUUGGAAUGAUCGAUGUGAAGUUGAGGGUAGUCUUGUAAAAUUUAUCACUAGAGCUCUUUUUCUGCACCAAGGUCCGAUUCGCAAGUUCCAGCUUAAAACUAGGCUCUUGCAAUGCUGCCCGGAUGUUGAUCAGUGGUUACUUUUCCUUUCUAGGAAUGAUAUGAAAGAGUUGGUUCUUGAAUUUGCAGAAGAAGAGUGGUUUAGAGUUCCUUCUUGUCUUUUUAAUUGUAAAAAGUUGACCCGUUUGGAGCUUUUUCGUUGUGAAUUUGAUCCUCCACCUAGUUUUAAAGGAUUCUUGUGCUUGAAGAGUCUAAAUCUUCACCAGGUUUUAGUUUCCCCUGAAGCAAUUGAAAGUCUUAUAUCUAGUUGCCCUCUUCUUGAGAGCUCCGCAUUAUCGUACUUUGAUAGUUUAUCUCUUACUAUUCGCGCUCCAAAUCUCAAGUAUUUGUGUCUAGAAGGUGAAUUUAAAGACAUUUGUCUUGAAAAUACCCCGCUUUUAGUUGCAAUGUCAGAUACUAUGUAUAUGACUGAUGACAUAGCUGAACACUUUGAGCAAAGUUCAAGCUGCAAUUUUAACAGGUUUCUUGGUGGUGUACCUAACCUUGAAAGGCUCAUUGGGCAUAUAUAUUUCACAAAGUAUUUGAGCAUAGGUGAUGACCCUGGAAGACUUCCAAUUACAUAUAACCAUCUAAAGGUAGUUGAAUUGUAUCGAGUGAGUUUUGAGGAUAGGAAGGAGAUACUCGUUGUUCUUCGCUUGAUUACUAACUCUCCUAAUUUAAAGGAACUUCAAAUUUCGGGUUCCUCAAACACAUUAGCUGCUAUUGUUGCACCUGCUUUGGAUUUCUGGGGGGAAGAAUGCCCUUCAGAUUGCACAUUUGAACAGCUCAAAGUUGUGAAGAUGACAGAUAUGUCUGGUGCGCCUCAUGAGAUGGAGUUCGUCAAAUUUCUUCUUGCAAAUUCACCGGUGCUGGAGACAAUGUGUAUCUCACCUUGUGUAUAUGUCAUGGAUGGAAGACUGAAUAUGCUAAUCGAGCUGUUGAGGUUUAGACGGGCCUCUGCUCAAGCAGAAAUUUUAUUCAUUCAAGAUUAA